This is a messenger RNA of Helianthus annuus (common sunflower), 1023 nucleotides long. RefSeq names its product cell number regulator 8. The coding region runs from base 106 to 831 and encodes 241 amino acids. The record is from RefSeq and is a predicted model, not a curated record. NCBI's taxonomy places the organism in Eukaryota, Viridiplantae, Streptophyta, Magnoliopsida, Asterales, Asteraceae. The transcript is spliced from 3 exons.
UCACCAUUAUUAUUGGGGGGUUUGUUUAAGUGCUCAUUCAUUCAAUCCAAAAUCCAAAAACAUUCACCUGCGUCAUCUCCCCAUCUGCAACACCCACAAAAAAUCAUGUCAAAUUCCGAAGAAUCAAGCCCUCUUUUAUCAAACCAACCUCAACCCACCACCACCGAUGAAACCACCAACAAAUCCCCCACCAAAACCCCACCCACACCCGACACGAAGACCAAGCAAUCUCCUCCACCAAUUGCACCAGUUUACGGCUGGACCGCCGACGGCUUGCCGUUGACUCACGCCGGAGCUAAUGUCAUUGGGGAGCCGUUGCCUAGGGCUCAAUGGGAUUCAGGAUUAUUCGCUUGUCUCGGUCAUAAUGAUGACUUCUGUAGCAGCGAUCUUGAAGUUUGUCUUCUUGGGAGUGUGGCUCCUUGUGUGGUUUACGGAAGUAAUGUCGAAAGGCUCGGAUCGGCUCCUGGGACUUUUGCGAAUCAUUGUUUGCCUUAUACUGGUUUGUAUCUGAUUGGGAAUUCGUUGUUCGGGUGGAACUGUAUGGCGCCUUGGUUCUCGUAUCCUACUCGUACGGCGAUUCGCAGGAAGUUUAAUCUUCAGGGUAACUGGGAGGGAAUGAGCAAAUCAUGUGGUGGAUGCUGCGACAUGGAGGAAGAACAACUGGAGCAGGCUGAGUUGGCGUGUGAUUUUGCAACUCAUGUUUGCUGCCACCCGUGCGCUCUUUGCCAAGAAGGUCGUGAGAUUCGCCGUAGGGUUCCUCAUCCUGGGUUUGGGGCCCAGGCGAUGGCGGUAAUGAUCGCUCCUGGCGGUCAAACCAUGGGCCGCCAUUGAAAGUAUCUUGAACUUGACACGGAAGGAAAGUGAAGAUCUGUUAUAAUAUUUUGUGAAACUCAUACUUUAUGAUAAUAUGUGAGUAAAUAAGUAUGGACCGCGAUAUUGCCACUUGUGUGCUUGUGCUAUGUUGUGGAAAUGUUCUUAUUUUUUGUGUGUGAUAAAUUCGUUCUGAUCUAGUGAUCUUUAGCC